AUGCUUUCUUCCACUUUUUUUCCUACGGAAAGUGCAAGCGUGUGCCCGCCAAGAUGUCGAACACGAAGAAACAUAUUGUGCACAGUAGUCCGCCAAAACAUUUUGCUCGCGGUGCGCGAGACGCUGAAGUUUGUCUAAGGUGCCGGUGGAAUCGUUCGAAGUUGCGAACUACACUUAUUGGUGUUCUCCUGAGAUUUGUGAUGGACUCUGAGCUAGAUUACUAUGGAAACCUCGAGGAGGAGGACCGUGAAACUAUCGAAAAUGACAUGGCCUAUCAGCUAUACGGCGAGCCGGACGAGAUGUAUAUGUCACUUGCUGACUUAUGGAAGUAUUGCAUGAAGGGCACUCUUCGGGACUGGUUCGAUAUCACAGCCUAUGUUGUUUUGUCUUCGUGUUUCCUUCGGUGGAUCGCCAGCUACCCACGCGUACCUCGAUGGCUGAUCCAUACCGUAUCGUUUCUGUUAGGUCUCUAUUGUAUGGUUGCUGUAAUGGAUUGGCAUAGCUUUUAUGCGUUCACCUUCGGCGUAAUAUCUAUCACAACUCUCUACGUUGCGCAUUGGCUUUUCGGAAAAUGGCGCACAACGAUUGUAACGCUCGCAUGCUUAGCCAUGAUCAUCAUCGUUGGAGAAUAUAAACUUGCUCCACCGCAAUGGAACCGAAUUCGAGGUACGGUAAUGGUGAUGACAAUGAAAAUAAUUUCGCUUGCACUUGAUCUGGACUCUGGCCUCGUCACACGGCUGCCAUCGCUGCCGCAGCUCUUCGGGUUCGUAUUUCAUUGCGCGACAAUCAUCUUCGGCCCAUGGAUAUCGUUCUACGACUAUCACCGGUCACUUGAAGGUUGCGAGAGUCUUGAACAAGGCGGUUUUGAUCUGCUUGAUCCAUUGUGGUUUUUGUCGGUUAUUCGGGCGUUACUUCUUUCGACGAUGUGUUUGGUUGUAUCGGCCUGUGGAAUUCAUUGGUUUUUUGGUCGAGCAGAGGAGUACGGCGCCUGGUCUUUGGCGUUUCGCGACGCCUUGGGGUUUCGGAUGUCCCAUUACUUUGUCUGCUUCCACGGAGAAAGCACCGCUGUUGCGGCAGGCAUACGAAGACAGGGGAGGCACCAACAAGACGAACUGGACCAAUGGAAUUUGGAAGUUGUGCGGCCUGCUUGUAUCGAGUUGCCUCGUUCCCUUGUCGAGGUGGUUGUUCGGUGGAAUCAGCCCAUGCACAUUUGGCUCAAAAACUACGUGUUUAGAAGAAUUUUACCCUCAGGCGGGCGUUUUCUCGCUACCCUAGGAACUUUUGCUGCAUCCGCACUUUUGCAUGGUCUUAGCUUCCGUCUAUCUGCUGUCCUUUUCUCACUCGGUUUUUACACUUAUGCGGAGCAUACUCUUCGGCUUAAGCUAGCGACAAUCUUCAAUGCGUGCAUUGGUGCUCGUCCGUGCCACAUAUUAUGUGAUCAUAGAAAUACACCACAAACAUGUUGGUGGGUGAAUCUCAUCAAUGGCCUGUGGACACUAUUGGCUCUUCUAAACCUAGCCUAUCUCGGCAUGAUGUUUGACGAGGACCAGCCUAUUGAUAUGGCGGAGGAAUUCAACCAUAUGUCGACCGGAAAUACAAUGGAAUCCACGUUGAAAAAGUGGUCGCAGCUCAAGUACUCUUGCCACUGGAUCUCUCUGGUAAUGUUUGCUUUUAAUUGUCUGCUUUAAAUGAUAUAGUCUUUGGUUUUUUUCUUUGUGUAUAGGCGCAUAUCUCGCUUGGAAAAAUACAGCCACGAAUAUUUACACACUAAUCUCAUAUA
Messenger RNA from Varroa destructor (honeybee mite), 1780 nucleotides. RefSeq names its product Protein-serine O-palmitoleoyltransferase por (gene por). Gene Ontology annotation, biological process: Wnt protein secretion; lipid modification; protein palmitoylation. The record is from RefSeq and is a predicted model, not a curated record. NCBI's taxonomy places the organism in Eukaryota, Metazoa, Arthropoda, Arachnida, Mesostigmata, Varroidae. Gene Ontology annotation, cellular component: membrane; endoplasmic reticulum. Gene Ontology annotation, molecular function: palmitoleoyltransferase activity; Wnt-protein binding.